AUGGAGAAUAACCCAGGCUUGUCUGUUCUCUGUACCGAUGUCAAAAAUGCCUUCAAUUCAGUAUCGAGAGACAGUAUUCUAAGUCAGGUCAUGAAAGUGUUUCCUGAAAUAUACCAUCACGUAAGGCAAAUGUAUGACAGUCCGAGUACCUUGAUUUAUGUCAAGGGGAAAGAUAUAGUGAAACUACAAUCAGAGGAAGGAGUUCACCAGGGUGACCCUCUUGGUCCAGUCCUGUUCUCAAUUGCUUUACAACCAAUCAUUGCCUCAGUUCAAGACCGUCAUCAAGAUACAACUAUGCUGGCGUAUUUGGAUGACGUAUAUGUUGUUGGUUUGCCUGAAUCUUCCAUCUCAGUCUUUGAUGAUGUAAAAGGCUCCCUCAAAGAUGUUGGCCUGACUAUACGAGACGAGAAAUGCAAGCUGUAUUACCCAGAUGCGCCAGAGCACUUCGCUACAACAGUUCCUAUUACAAGAGUAGGAGUCCAUGUGUUGGGGACGCCUAUAGGCGCACCUAGUUACAUCCAAUCAAGUUGUACAAGGGUAGCACAGGAUGGCAGUUCACUUUGCUCUAAGCUAAAAGAUCUUGAUGAUCCUCAGUGCAGUCUUCUGUUACUCAGACAUUGCCACGUCCCAAAAAUGAAUCAUCUUGCCAGGACUAUAUCUCCCAGGGAUGUAUCAGAAGCUGCGGGUAUCCAUGACCUCCUUACCAGAAAGACUUUCACUGACAUCAUAGGAUUGGAUCGGUUGGACGACACCAAGUGGAAACAAGCAUCCCUGAAAAUUAAAUUCGGUGGAUUCGGGCUCACGUCAAUUCGAGGUACAGCUCCUGCUGCAUUUUUGGCAGCAUGGGCACACUCACUUAAAGAACUCCCCAACAGAUUUCCAUCAAUGUGUCGAGACUUAGAAAAUCUCUAUCAAAGCAGCCCUAAGAAUGAUUCCUCUACCAUAAGGUCAACCUUGUAUCAAGCAGUGUCUAAUCUUCCUCCCAAGUCAAACUUGGACGAUGAAGAAGAAGUUAUAUAUCACACUCUAGAGGAGAUGAUCAAGAACCCCAGGAAACUACAGCAUCGUUUAUCAACGGACAUUUCCUGCAUGGAAGCAGCAACAUUUACCAAUAGAAUAGUUGAGGAAAAGGACGCGGGAAGAAUGAGAUCCUUGCAAGGACGAGGGGCGGGAGGAUGGCUUGAAACAGUCCCCACUUCAGACAAGCACGCACUAAAGCAGAAUGAAUUUCGUCUAGCGUCUUGUCUGAGGUUGGGUGUCUGUCUGCCAUUCAGUCAGCUCCUUGUAAAAUGUGAGUGUGGAGCAGAGCUGGACAGAGAAGGAUAUCACUUGAUUACAUGUAAGUAUGGGGGAGGUCCUGUCUGGACGCACAACACCCUAGUUUCUGGAUGGAGCGAGUGUCUCAGCGAUUUGCUCAUAUGCCACCAGAUUGAGCCAAGACACAGAUACAUCCACACUGAAGAUAGACCAGACAUCACAUUUUACGACGUAGACUCAGGAACAACAAAAGAGAUAGAUGUUGCUAUGGCUCAUCCCUGGAGCAAAGAUACCAUCAAGGGAGCGUCCACGACAUGUGGAUAUGCAGCAACAAAACGAGAGGCAAGGAAGGAAGUAAAGUAUCGCAAAGAAUCAUUACCAGAUGGUUCUAAGCCUUUUGUUACUCCUCUGGUGUUCGAACACUUUGGUCGUUGGGGACCCAAAGCAGAGGAAUUUUUAAAUGAGCUUGCAAAGAAGUCCAAAGACAUGCUGGGAAGGAAAAAUGAAGCAGCGUUUAGAAGCUAUUGGAGAAGAAGAUUUUCUGUGAUUAUUCAGAAAUGUAACAGUAGAGUUGUUUUAAGAAAGCUAUCUAGGCUUUCAUUGAAUUGUUUGGAUGGACAAGACAAGCUAGAGAUGGACAAAGCCAUUCAUAGUUCUAUUCAUUAAUUAAAACGAAGAACAGUAGGAGAGUAGAACUUUUAGUACUGCAGCAAGUGAUGUAAGUAGUGACGUUUGAUGACAAUAAAACAAAUCUGUCUGUCUGUCUGUC
Molecule: messenger RNA, 2026 nt
Organism: Corticium candelabrum
Lineage: Eukaryota; Metazoa; Porifera; Homoscleromorpha; Homosclerophorida; Plakinidae
Exons: 1
Coding region: 1-1923 (640 amino acids)
Source: RefSeq, a predicted model, not a curated record